AUGGCUUUCCUCUCAGCCCUUUUCAGUUGCUUCAUUCCAUCGUCUUCUUCGCGAAUAUCCGAUGCUACCAUGCACAAUCUGAAGUUGUCGGUGUCAGCGCCCUCAUUGGAGAAGCCUAAAGGCAAAGCAAAGUGGGGUGGAGCCCCAAUUCCA
Ilex paraguariensis (yerba mate) is the source of this 153-nucleotide messenger RNA. The record is from the annotation of a GenBank genome assembly. Lineage: Eukaryota; Viridiplantae; Streptophyta; Magnoliopsida; Aquifoliales; Aquifoliaceae.